AUGGUAUCUUGUCCGAUCUGCGAGAAAAUCGUCCCGCAAUUGAAGAUCAACGACCAUAUCGACUCCGGGUGUCAAAGCUUCAUUGAAGAGCCGUCCUCUUCCCCCGCGGAGCUAUCAUCCUCCCAUAAAGGGCCCGUGGCAAGCAUAUUCCAACCUCCGUCUGCUCGCAAAGCCUCCGCCCAGUCCAGUCUCUCUAAAGAAUCCCCAUCACGUCCAAGCGCUGUGACUCCACGUCCCGUCAAUGGCAAGAGAUCACUGGGCCAGGAAACACCGUAUCGGGAACAGCAACAUGGAGUAAAUCCGCCGAAUGGGGAGGCGGCGGAACCACAGGCAAAGCGUCCCAAAGUGAAUGCGUUUCAUAAAGCCGCCCCGCUCGCAGAACGCAUGCGACCCAAGAAUCUCGAAGAAGUCUGUGGCCAGGAGCUCGUCGGUCCCAACGGAGUCCUCCGCGGACUUAUCGAGCAAGACAGGGUACCGAGUAUGAUACUAUGGGGAAGUGCGGGAACAGGCAAGACUACCAUUGCCCGAGUGAUUGCAUCUAUGGUUGGAAGCCGGUUCGUGGAGAUCAACAGCACCAGCUCGGGGGUUGCAGAGUGCAAGAAGAUCUUCGGCGAAGCUCGCAGUGAGCUUGGUCUCACGGGGAGGAAGACAAUUAUAUUCUGUGAUGAGAUUCAUCGGUUCUCCAAAACUCAACAGGAUGUCUUCUUGGGGCCCGUGGAAAGUGGCCAAGUCACUCUUAUUGGCGCCACCACUGAAAACCCGUCUUUCAAGGUCCAGAAUGCCCUUCUGUCUCGGUGCAGGACGUUCACGUUGGCCAAGCUCACGGAUGAAGACAUUGUAUCGAUUCUUCAGCGAGCUUUGAAAGUGGAAGGCCCAAGCUACAGCCCCUCAGAGUUGGUGGACGACGAACUCAUCCAAUAUCUCGCCAGAUUCGCUGACGGUGAUGCUCGAACCUCGCUCAAUUUGUUGGAACUUGCCAUGGAGUUGUCAAAAAGGCAGGGGAUGACAAAAGAGGACUUGAAACGGGGCUUGACCAAAACCCUGGUCUAUGAUCGUGCUGGUGAUCAGCAUUAUGACACGAUAUCGGCCUUCCACAAGUCCCUCCGAGGUAGUGAUCCUGAUGCCGCGCUGUACUAUCUGGCUCGCAUGAUACAGUCUGGUGAAGAUCCUCUUUAUAUUGCCCGGCGGUUGAUUGUCGUUGCUUCUGAGGAUAUCGGUCUGGCAGACAACAGCAUGCUUACCCUCGCCAUUUCCACUCAUUCUGCCGUCGAGAAGAUCGGACUUCCCGAGGCACGGAUCAAUUUGGCCCAUGCUACUGUCGCCAUGGCCUUGUCGAAGAAGAGCACGAGGGCGUACCGUGGUCUGAAUAAUGUCUUUGCAGCAUUGGAUGAGCCGGGCGUUGCAGGGUUGCCCAUUCCUAUUCACCUCCGGAAUGCCCCGACCAAGUUGAUGAAGGAGCUCGGCUAUGGGAAAGAGUACAAGUACAAUCCCAACUAUCUUGGCGGCCAGGUUCAGCAAGAGUAUCUUCCCGAGCCGCUUCUUGGUCGUGAAUUUCUGGAGGAGCUGGACCUGGGCUCGCUGAGAGAUCCUGAUCUGAGUAGUACGCGGCGCUGA
Molecule: messenger RNA, 1614 nt
Organism: Penicillium cinerascens
Lineage: Eukaryota; Fungi; Ascomycota; Eurotiomycetes; Eurotiales; Aspergillaceae
Product: ssDNA-dependent ATPase MGS1
Exons: 1
Coding region: 1-1614 (537 amino acids)
Biological process (GO): DNA repair; regulation of DNA repair; DNA-templated DNA replication
Cellular component (GO): nucleus
Molecular function (GO): ATP hydrolysis activity; enzyme activator activity; DNA binding
Source: RefSeq, a predicted model, not a curated record